Acinonyx jubatus (cheetah) is the source of this 5782-nucleotide messenger RNA. It is a transcript of the gene SYT2, whose product is annotated as synaptotagmin 2. Gene Ontology annotation, cellular component: axon; synaptic vesicle membrane; dense core granule. The record is from RefSeq and is a predicted model, not a curated record. Gene Ontology annotation, molecular function: syntaxin binding; phosphatidylserine binding; calcium-dependent phospholipid binding. Lineage: Eukaryota; Metazoa; Chordata; Mammalia; Carnivora; Felidae. The transcript has 9 exons. Gene Ontology annotation, biological process: regulation of calcium ion-dependent exocytosis; cellular response to calcium ion; synaptic vesicle endocytosis. The coding region runs from base 307 to 1566 and encodes 419 amino acids.
UCCCGGUUUGCGGGGAUCGCCCUCAGAGGGGCCGGCACGCGCUGUGUGCAGGCGGAUGUGAGGAGCAUCUCAAUUGGCGGGCGGGGGAAGCGGGUUCGGGCUGUUACUACUGCAGAGAGAGAGAGAGAGAGAGAGCGCGGGCGAGCCGGCGAGCGGGGAGCGGGAGGAGAGCCGCAGCGGCCCGGCCGGCCGCGAAGUGGGAAGAGGGGACCUCGACUUCGAGACCCCGGCCGUCCCCGCGCUCUGCUCUCUCGGUGAGCUCUGGCCGAACCGCGCAAGAACGUCCCCGUGAUCCCCUCUGCCACCAUGAGGAACAUCUUCAAGAGGAACCAGGAGCCCAUUGUGGCUCCUGCCACCACCACCGCCACAAUGUCAACUGGGCUCUUAGACAACUCUACCGAGAGUGGGGGCGCUGGGGAGAGUAAGGAGGACAUGUUUGCCAAGCUGAAGGAGAAAUUCUUCAAUGAAAUCCAGAAGAUCCCCUUACCACCCUGGGCACUGAUCGCCAUUGCUGUGGUCGCUGGCCUCCUGCUCCUCACCUGCUGCUUCUGUAUCUGCAAGAAGUGCUGCUGUAAGAAGAAGAAGAACAAGAAGGAGAAGGGCAAGGGCAUGAAGAAUGCCAUGAAUAUGAAGGACAUGAAAGGGGGCCAGGAGGACGACGAUGCAGAGACAGGCCUGACUGAGGGAGAAGGUGAAGGAGAGGAGGAGAAAGAGCCAGAGAAUCUGGGAAAACUGCAGUUUUCCCUGGACUAUGAUUUCCAGGCCAACCAGCUUACCGUCGGCGUUCUGCAGGCUGCUGAAUUGCCUGCCCUGGACAUGGGAGGCACCUCAGACCCUUAUGUCAAAGUCUUCCUUCUUCCAGACAAGAAGAAGAAAUAUGAGACCAAAGUCCAUCGGAAGACAUUGAACCCUGCCUUCAAUGAAACCUUCACCUUCAAGGUGCCAUACCAGGAGCUAGGAGGCAAAACCCUGGUGAUGGCCAUCUACGACUUUGACCGCUUCUCCAAACAUGACAUCAUUGGCGAGGUUAAGGUGCCUAUGAACACUGUGGACCUUGGCCAGCCCAUCGAGGAGUGGAGAGACCUGCAGGGCGGGGAGAAGGAAGAGCCAGAGAAGUUGGGCGACAUCUGCACCUCCCUGCGCUACGUGCCCACGGCUGGGAAGCUCACUGUCUGUAUCCUGGAGGCCAAGAACCUGAAGAAGAUGGACGUAGGUGGCCUUUCAGACCCCUACGUGAAGAUCCACCUGAUGCAGAAUGGGAAGAGGCUCAAGAAGAAGAAGACGACGGUGAAGAAGAAGACCCUGAACCCCUACUUCAACGAGUCCUUCAGCUUUGAGAUCCCCUUCGAGCAGAUUCAGAAAGUCCAGGUGGUGGUCACUGUGCUGGACUAUGACAAGCUGGGCAAGAACGAAGCCAUUGGCAAGAUCUUCGUGGGCAGCAACGCCACGGGCACAGAGCUACGGCACUGGUCUGACAUGCUGGCCAACCCCCGGAGGCCCAUCGCCCAGUGGCACUCGCUCAAGCCCGAGGAAGAGGUGGACGCGCUUCUGGGCAAGAACAAGUAGGCAGCAGCGGCCGGGAUCCCGCGCCGUUACAGACACUGACAAGAUCCAGAGCUAUCAAUACCUCAGUUAUGCAACCUUAGAGGUUUUCUUUCUCAUUUGUUUGUGGUUGUGUCCUUGUUUUUCCUUCCUUUAUCUCUUUUGAGAGACCAACUUCCCUCUGAUGGCUGUGUGAGGAGAGUCCCCUAACAGGUGAAAGAGAAGCCUGGCUCUUUUCAUCGUCCCAGGAGCUGUCCUUGCUGCAUGUCCUGUCACGUUUCCCUCUCACUCUUUCAAAGCUUCACUUGAACCUCACCCUGAGUGAGGCCCUCUUUCAGCAGAGAGUCACAGCACUUCCUGUGUUUUGAGUGUUCUGGACCAACAAAAUGGCAGCACAUCCUGUUUCCUGACAGGGAAGGCAACACAGUGGCCUAUGAUGUGUGCGUGUGUGUGUGUGUGUGUGUGUGUGUGUGUGUGUGUGUGUUGGAGCAUCUCUCUGCAUUCCUGGGAUGAACCACGGACAGUGAAGUUGUGUGGGAAGAGAAGGCUCUUCGGGGACCCUGAAGUGAAGAGACGUCCACUGUCUAAGUGGGAGAUCUUCCGUCAGCUCGCGGAGAGGGCUCAGGAUCCUGGUCGGGUGUCAGAAGCUCCCAUGCUCUUUGUGGGUGGCUAUUUGGGAGGCAAGAUGUGGAGACUGGACUUGUCCAGAACUAGGACCAAAAACCUGAUGCCAUCAUAGACUUCCUCUCGUCAGGCCUUGUUUCCCCACAAGUGUGGUUUCUGGGACAUUCGUGGACAUGAACUAUUCACUAGAUUGGUUAGACUCUAACAGGGACCAUCAGUCCUGGGAUCUCACUGUUGUUGACAGUUAACGUCAAACUAUGAAGAAAGAAGACCCAUUACCUAGAAAGACCAAAUGAAACUCCUGGAUCUUCUUUACCCCCUUCCAGUGGGAAACACAGAUGCUUUCUCCCUUUCCAGAAUAUAAGCUAUGCGGUUCAUUUGCAUUUUUUCCCCAUCAUGCUUUUGCUUCUGUUUUCUCUUUUAAUCUAAGUGGAGCAACACUAUCUGAAGACUGUUUUCUGUACAGAGCCAGAGACUCUAAAAAGAAGGUUUGAAUUCUUGUCCCCCUGAGGUCCAGGUAAGAAGGGGGAGGAUGGUGGAGAGACGGCAGAGAUUUCCCGGAUGAGAUAGGUGGGGGUGCUGAGAUCCGUGCCCCCCCAGCUCCCACUCCUCUGCCUUCCAUGCCAGAUAGUUUGUGGGUAGCUGACGUGGCCCAGGGAGACCUGUGGGGAGGCCCCAUCCUACUAUUCCUUGGGGAGGCGUCUCUCUAUGAAUGCCAGGAAGCAGGACAUCCAUUCCAAAUGGGUGGUGGAGGACACCUGCCGGGGUUUCUACCCCACGCUCGGUUGUGUCCCUUUCCCUCUUCACCUUUUGUCCCCAGCAUUGAUAAAAAGCCAUAUAUAUGUUAGUCAAGUUUGCACUGAGCCUCCUUCCAAACCUUCAGCCUGGGCAGGAGAGUCAGGUCCCACAUGACCUAAGGCCAGCACCACUUCCUUUCACCCCUUUCUCCCACCCUUGCCUCCCUUCCUUCAGCCUCUCUCUUCCAUCCGUGAAGCCCUCAGGCCCUUGCCAUUUCUUCGCCACAGAAUACUCAUAGCUUCCCCAAAGCUUGGGGAUCUCUCUCUUUCCCAGCAAAAAUGGCAGCACUUCCUGUCCUGUCCCAUCUGGACCACCUCAGUUUUCUAUAGGUACCUGAGACAGACGGACAGUGUUAGAGAGACUCAGGGUUUGAGGGUCCAGAGCAUCUUUUUAUUUUAUUAAAAGAAAGGAAAUGGGGUUUUUUUUGUUUCUGCUGUGCCAUGUAUUUUGAUUAGAGCAAGGAAUGAGGGAACACCUCCGCCAGAAACAGACUGGGAAGCAGGGCUGAACCUUGCCCAUCUCUCAGAGACCCUUCUCCUUCUUGCUAGUGGCACUUGGCACAUGGGAGGUCGUAUUUUACUGGAGCCUGUGUGAGUUUGGGUGUGUACUUAAUGAUGAGAAGGUAAGACUCUGACAAGGACUAUGAGCUUUGGUCCUCGGGACCAGAGUUGUGGUCCUGGUGGAGAGUUGUUGGAAAAUGGGGUGCCUUCAGAACCCAGCUGACUGCAGAGUAGGAUGUCCUGCUAUGGGCAUCAGGAGUCACUGGGCUCUUCUCCAGUCUCCAGAGCUGUGAGGUUUUGGUGCUUUCUCAGGGUCUCUCUCCUCACCAUAUCCCACAAACCUUGCUCAGAGGAUUGUCCAUCUUGUUUUCCUUACCUUCAUUCUUUUGCCCUUUCCCGAUGGGCUUCCUACCGCCUGAGAUUCUUCUCAGCCCAUGAACCUGAUUCAGCCCUUCCAGAGCCCGAGAUUUGCCACUCUCCUGAUGGGGAGGAAAAGAAAUGGUGGGCACCCCUAGGUGGUGUGGGUGUCCAUGUGCCAAGAGACAGGGGCUGGAUUUUGUUACUCUGGGCCCACCUCUAGUGAGCAGGUGGGGACAGGUUGCUGAGAGACUGAGUGUUGUUGGCAUUGGUGUAGAGCCAGGGCGAGACCUGUGUGUGGGCAAUCAUUCCCCCACCCCUGCACCCCACCUAGGUUCUGGCUGGUCCUGAGAUGGGUGCUUGGCCCAAAUGAGCCAUCCUAGUCAAGGCAUCUAUCCAGCCCCGUGAACUAGGCAGGUCAACUUAGAGUCGUGAGUUUUCUACACCUGAGGGCUGAUGGUACUCUAACUCCGGAGCAUCAUUCUGAACCCUCAUUGCCAUGCAGGUUUAUUUCUGGAGACGUUAGGGUGGGCUGUAGGCCCUAAUUAGGAGCUAGGGUUUGACUAGAGAAGGGCUCUGGAGGCCUCUGUGGUAUGAGUUUCCCGUCUAUUCCAGGCAGGAAAUAGCGUAGAAGAGAUUUUUUUCCAAAGGGACUGAGACCACAAAGACUCAAACCCAAUCCCACCCGGAAAUGGGGUGAAGCCAGAAAACUCGGGCUUCUUUCUCCUUGAAUAAUCAUCCCAGAGGGGAAACUAACUCCGCCAGAGCCAUAGGCAGAUUGUUGGUCUUUGAAAGUGGAAGCUGAGGCCUGGGGACAGCCGGGUAGAGAACCCUCGGGCAGCCCCAGACAGUGAGCGAGCAGAUACUUGGCAUGAACGAGAAAUGACUUGGCAGGGGUCCCUCAGGUGGAAGACGGGACAGCAGGGAUUAGAGCACAGUCUCAGGUGAUGAUCUUUUUUUUUCUUCCCAGGCAACCAUACAUGGUUGUGUUUCUGCAGAAUCAGUUUGGGAUGAUUUUGCUGGCCCAGGGCUUCAGCGAGAGAGGAGAGAGGGGUUGCCUCAGUUCGUCCUGUGGGUAAAACCAGCUCCCUGACAAACCUGCCUCCAUGCAGCGGGGUGGUGGUGGGUGAGCAGAGAGGUUAAGAAACUCCCCUGGGGUCGCAAGUGAGAGAUUCCAUGAUCCUUCAAUGUAUGCUAACUCUCGGUCUCACCCAACCAUAUACAGAGAGAGGCUGUCUUUUGGUGUCCCCCCCGACCCUGUAAAGGUAGGAAGAAAUCGAGCCAAGACCUGCCCUCCCACCCUCCACUCUGUCCCUUCUACCCUCCCCCUUCCCACCUCAGGCUGGUCGGGGGCCCUGUCUCUGAGCCCAGCAUGGUGGCAGGCAGCGAAGGGUCCCAAGGCCUGGUCUUGGUGGCCCAGAGCCCCAUGACAUGGUUGUCAGAUUGGCAAACAAAAAUACAAGAUACCCAGUUAAAUUUGAAUUUCGGGUAAACAGAAAAUAAUUUUGAGGCUAAGUAUGGCCUAGGCAGAAUUUGGGACAUACUACACCAAAAGUGAUGUGUUGUUUACCCGGGGUUCAAAUGCAACUGGCCGUCCUGUGUUUUAUCUGGCACCCCUAUUCUAUGACCACUUGUCCCCUCUGCUCCCCCCCCCUUCAGUCCCAGGGGGCCAGAGACUGGUCACCAAGGAUCUUACUGCUUUUUGAGCUGCAACAUUGAGAAGGGGACACUGUGACUUGAAGACACACGAAUAUACUUUAUUUUUGAAGCGACAACAAAACAAGACCCUUCUGAAGCCAUUCGAGCCUCAUCUGACCCCUUCCGUGUGCAUUUAGUUAUCUAUAAAAGACGAUAGUGACCUAUAAACAUAUGAACCGAGUCUUGUCUACUCAACAUGCAUGUCUCUUUCUGUAAAUAGCCGCAUGGCCGUGCCCCUAACCCCCAACCCCUAACCCCUGACC